Messenger RNA from Rhipicephalus sanguineus (brown dog tick), 8050 nucleotides. RefSeq names its product transmembrane protein 117. Gene Ontology annotation, biological process: intrinsic apoptotic signaling pathway in response to endoplasmic reticulum stress. Bases 309 to 2045 code for a protein of 578 amino acids. The transcript is spliced from 12 exons. NCBI's taxonomy places the organism in Eukaryota, Metazoa, Arthropoda, Arachnida, Ixodida, Ixodidae. The record is from RefSeq and is a predicted model, not a curated record.
UGAACAUGGCCUACAGGUGCACGCGCAUUAUGCAUUGCCGGGUUGCAUUCGGCCGCGUGCUGUGCACUGUAUUUCAGAGUAUUUUCUGUACACGUUGCGCUAAUAUUCUGCCAAUUUCUUUACCGGUCGACAGUGUGUUUUGAACUGGUCAACAGUCGCGCACAAGCAAAUUUCGAAUGCGGCCGAAAUGUUGGAAGAUGUCCUUUUAGGUUCGGAGGGUAUGCUUACCCACAUAUCAAGGACGCCAUGCCGGCGAAAGCACCAUUCAUGGGCGAUCCGACGAUGGGGGCAGCUCAACACUUCUGGCCAUGUGUAGAAUGGAAUGGCUGCCCACAGACCAGAGCUCGGGUCGAGUGAAUCCUGAUGUGAGCUGUGAGGCCUGCAGUAGCACUGGUGGAUGCCCAGGGGGAGAGUCUGCAUUGGCAAGCAAGCAACCUUUGCGGUCAGUGCUGCUGGCUUGUCGCCGUCCAGGUUCCCACGAAGAUGACGCCAGUCUCAGUGGCGCUGUGGAGGUGCGGCACCUGCCACCAGGUGUGUUGGUGCAGCUGGUGCCUCAGGACGAGAACCACUUCCACCUGGAAACGGCCGACACCCAAAGCGUGCUUUCUCUCUACGUCCAGAAGGACUUCAGGUACUUCUUGCAGCACCCGUAUGCGCGGCUCUUUGUGUCAUACUUUGUGGUGUUCUGCAAUUUCCUGGUGUUUGCCGAGGACCCCAUCUCGCACAGCCGCGCCGAGAGCGAGAUCCCGGUGUUUGGCAACGUCUUCUCCUUUGUCUGCACCAAGUACCCGCCCGAGUGGGGCUGGCGGUGUGCCAAGGUGUUGCUGUGGCUCCUAGCCCUGUUCUGCGGCCUCGUCUGUGGCAAAUACUUCAUCCACCACUUUCUGCUCCGCAACUUGUUUCGGCUGAAGAUGUUUCGUGAAGAGCAAGGCACCUGGAUGAUAAUGCUGCUGACGGUGCUGGUGUUUGUGUACAUGCUGUCACUGGUGUACAACGCGCUGCUGCUAAGCGGCCACCCGCGGCCCGACCAGUUUCGUAUCAAUGCGCUCAUGGGUGUCACCAAUGCCAGCUUCAUGAAAGUGGCGGCCUGUGGAACCUGGCUGGGCGACUUCCUCACUGCAUGGAUGGUGACCGACAUGAUGCUCCAGGAUGAGCUGUAUCCCAGCUGGGCGCCUGCCUUGCGUGCCUUCUGGCAGAGCCACGGUCGCACUCGCAUUGUUGUCUUCUGGUCCGUGUCGCUGCUGCUGUCUGCUGUCGUGAUCAGCCUGAUCGUGAGCGACCACAUUUCGUGGGACUACCUGAACCGCGAGUUCGUGGCCACCACCGAGCUGUCUCGUGCCUUCCUCGCCUCCUUCAUCCUCGUCAUGGACCUGCUCAUCGUCAUGCAGGACUGGGACUUUCCGCACUUUGUGUGCGACCUGAACAUCAAACUGCCUGGUUUGCAUGCGGCCUCCUUCAAGUACCACAUGUUCCAGAAGUAUGUCCACUUGCCCGAGAUUGUCUUCCACAUUAGCGGCAAGUGGUUCAACUAUGGCAUCAUUGUGGUGGUGAUGCUACUGGACCUUAACAUGUGGAAAAACCAGAUCUUCUACCAGCCAGAGGACUAUGGCCAAUACACUGGUUUCGACAACAAGGUGCGCACCGUGGUCAACUAUGCCACAUUAGCUACAGGCAACCGGACUCUGUGGACCCUGGAGUACAGGCUGAACCAGUUGAAUCCAGCCACCAAUCGCAGCCUGGCGGAGGAGGACAUCCUCAUGAACUCGCGCUACCUGGGAUACCCACUAUCAGUCAAGGGGCUGGCCUUCCUGCCUUCUUUGCUGGGAUUUGCCAUGUUUGGGGUGCUGACCUACUUGUAUGGCCGCUUCCCACCCAAGACGCAUGCAACCGCAGGUGGUCGACUGCGGCCGUCGUUUCGCUCCAGCUGGAAACAAGGUUCACGCCCUCCAGUGGCCACUGCCAGCAUAGGGGGACAGCCAGCUCGCCUCGUGGUCUGCUGGGAUGCACGCUGUGGCCAGACAUCAGCCAGCAAGGCACCCUGCUGACUUUGUGCCAAGCUCUUGGAAUGCUGGCAAACAAGGUCUCGCAGCUGGCCCAUGACUGGCAUAGCUAAAGGUGCUGCCGCAGCUGAGAGGAACAUAUUUUGAUAAUGACUGACCUUGACAGGUAGGAUGAUAUGCAAAUUUUAAAGGUAUGCAAAAGGAAGGAGUGGAGCUGCUCUUAGAGGAAAAGAAAUGGGUUGCACGAGAUAUUUGUGCGGCCACCCUAGUACAAAGACCGGUUGAAUGGUUGGUGAGGUACUGUUGCGCCAGGCAGUCAUGGCUGCUUUGUUGAUGGAUUGUCUCACUUGAUCAGUGUUGUUGAAUCACUGAGCAGGGAAAGUUUCCUUGGUGGUGAAAGAGCAGCAACUGGAAUGUGUGGACAGUCCCAACUAUUGCGAGCGUAGUUGACGGGCAGAGCCGAAAAUUUGCCAUUAGUAUAAAACCUACAUCAAUGCUUUCAUGUGGUUGCAGAUGGCAGAGUUGUGUAUAAGAAACACAGACAAGAAACGUUUAUUGGAGCUAAAGACAUUUCAGCUCUUUACCUUAUGUACAAUGACCCACUUUUACGUUUGUCGUUGGUGUCUUGUUUAUUACACAACCAUGCAAUAAUGUCAAAGUUGAUAGUGAUUAUAGAACUACUUUGAAGCCACUUAUAACAAUAGCAGUGAAUACAGGUUACUGGCAGAAGUUAUCUCACAAUGACGUUAUAAAAAGCACAGAAGGAGCAACAUGAGAUCUUUUUUGCUCAAUGCAAGCUUUUCUGUGAAAUGAAGUAAAACUUCAUUAUAACUAAGUUCCAUCUGACACGAAAAUAUCUUUUCUUUAAUCCGAAAAUUUUUUACAAAUGUAUGAUCAUAAUACUGGCAAAACUAUCCUUCAAUUACAUGGCUACAGUCGAACCAACUUAUAAUGAUCCUGGUUUUAGCAAUAUAUUGGUUAUGACAAUGAGUAGCUGCUGCACCGUCAACCCUCACAACAAUGCCCGCAUGCUGCGUUAUCGACUGUAACAAUGAAUUCCGGCUGCUGGGUGUCCGUGCUGAAAGGUAAUGGAGCGCGAAAUCCUUGAAAAGCAAGAAUAAAUGGAAGAAAUUCAAGCUGCUGCACUCCCGCGACCUCGUACAAUAGGACCUGUGUUGUAGCCUUCUUGCUCUCGCCAGCCAUGCGGUAUGUAUGUUUCUCCGCAUAGCGUUUGGCAUCGCGGCAAAGCUGGCUUUUGAAAUCCACUACGGCUGCAAAUUGAUUGACUCGUGACAGCGCUGGUUUGAGCCUGCGAGAUGGUCGACGUGGCAGUGAUUGUGGCUUCUGUAAAUGCAGUUUUGGACAUGCAAUUUGAGCAAAAAGUCAGGAAAAUGGGACUUUGAAGAGUUUUCAAAGAGUUUUAGCAUUGGAAGCUUCAGAUGUUCAGACUUCUUUAUACAUUGGCUCUAAGGGGCUUGCGGUGGUGUCGUGAAAGCGUCUGAAUUUUCAAGAAUGCGCAAAAAAUCGGCAGCGGUAUCCUUCUUAUUACUCGUGUAUGUUGGCAUAUCCCAUCCGAUAUUAUAGUUUUCCUGCAACAGGCUUGCCAUCCCUCUUUUUUUUGUAUGCAGCUUGUUUAUAACAGGUUACAGCGAUGGAAUUUUCGUAUUGUUAUAAGUGGACUCGACUGUAUAGCCAAUAAUUUGUCAUGGCGUUAUAGGGAGGUUUGACUUGCUUCAAACAUGAAGAUGAGAGGCAUCACUGCAACGCACCUUCUCUGUAAGCCUUAAACAUCAGAGGUGGUUCAGAGGAGCUUACAAAUUUUAAACCUACGUAAUUAAUUAAGCUUAGGAUACUCGUUUUGGAAGGGUAACGUGACAUAGAUGACUUGGGCAAAAGAAAUAUACACUGCGAUACCAGUGGCGUGACCAGACGGGCGAAACAAUGACAACUUGAAAACGGUGUCAACAAAGCAGCGCUGGGUGAGCGGGUAAAACAUUUUUGGCUGCUCGACAAAAUUAAUUUGUGCUGUCCGUGUACACAGCUGCAUAACUGUUUGUUGUCGCCGCAGUGUAGGUGUUUCAAACACCACUGUACAUUACUGUGCUCUUGUAACCUUUCAUUCACGCAUCUGCCAGUGAGGGGAGUGUGGCUUACUGCAAAUGUGCUCCGAAUUGAUUUUUACACUUUUCCUUGCUCAAGCUUAAGUAACUUGUAAGGAGCUGAAAAAAUUAGGUCGGUAUGUUCCUCUUUCAUGCAUUCUUUUUCAGUCUGUAGGGGUGACUAUGCACGUAACAAAUUAUGGUAAUGUUAAUGAUGACGCUUGCUUACAACAUUUCUCCUCAGUGUUUUUAUUGGAUAGAGUAUGAGUUUCCUGUGGCAUGCAGUGUCUGGCUCACAUUUUCAAAGGAACUGAUCAUUUAUAAAUAGGCAACAUUUUCUCAGUAUGUUCAGAAAAUGCUUCAGGGCCCCUUGAGAAACAUCGCUCUUGCCAACAAACAUACUCGCCUGCGGCAAAUUAUGGAAAAAUGAUCAGGCUGGUGAUAACACGAGACAGCGUCUUCUUUGGUCUAUUGAAUAUCGGUUAAAUACUCAUUUCAAAUGUUUUUUUGCAAAACACGACCCCCAUAUGCAAAAUGUAUGACAGGUGACAUCAUACACGUGUUUGCACUGUGCUUUAACAACUCUUUUCCCUAAAUAUUCACCCUUUAUUUUCUGCCCAAGCAGGCAACGUAAAUGAGAAUCGAAUAUUGAAACCAUAUUUUACCGAUUCAAAGGCCCUCAAAGUCUCUUCCAUAUAUGUAUUUGUGAAACGAAGAUAGUUAGUCGGCAUGUGCUUAAUGUGCAAUCACUGAAUUGUAGCUGUGGUACUGUUGUUGGAUUUCUGGUUAUGUUUUGUGCAUCUAAUCUAAAUGCAUGCUCGACAUUGUUCAGAAGGCAUUUUGUGGACACGACACUGUGAGCUCCAUAGCCAACCAUUGCUCCAGUAAAGUUGUCAUAACGACGCUUUAAAUGUGGCUUCAAAGCCGGAGAUAUCUUAAGAGGAUCACCAAGUAGUUCAAUGUUUCAAUGUACAAGCCUGUCUGAACAUUAAGGAAGCAGCAUUAAUUACAUUAUGAUGCUUUGAGUGGAAAAAAAAUUGAUGGUCAGUUUUUCGCCACAGCUGCAGUGUUUCCAUUCUGUGAAGAUUCAGUGCAUGAGUCAGAGUGACAAUAUUUAGAAUAAAUAAACCUAACUGACUUUCGUUGGUUUGUCCUAAAAGUACUGGCGCACCAUGCAAUAGAUGCGUGUUUGAGUUUGGGCCCUUUAACUGAUGUACUGUAAGCUAAUAGUUUGACAGCACCUGGUGUGUGUUUUAGGAAGCACCGUUUAUGGAACAUGGGCAUGCAAACAUGGAUGUUCCAGCCGAGUUCCAACAAUGUGUGUAUGUUGUGGAGGUUUGUGCUAUUGAGGAAAUUACUAGGGUCUUUAAUUUCAUUAAAUGGCAAUCAGUCAUCUGUGAAAAGUCCAAUCUGAACUGGUUGAUCAAUUAACUCAAGAAGUCUACAGACGAAAAAUAAAGGUGCCAGGCCUGUCAUGCUUCCUCUGGAAUUCACAAGAAAUGUCACUGACAUGCAGAAGUGCGAGUCAUCAAAUUAGUUUUGCGUCACAGGCAAGGUUGAGUGCCUUUUUGUAUUAAAGUCCACAAAACUAAAUGUGCCAGACCAUAUCGGCAGUGGAAGCGAAGUUGUAAACUGUGGAUGGCUUAGUUACUGUAGAAAAUCAUUCUAUAAAGCUUUGUCCUAAGGGAGAAAUGGAAAAAUGUGGUUAAUAAUUGAUGAUGACAUGUUAAGCAGUGGAAUAUUUCAUGCCGUCAUCCAAUCCUCAGAAAUGCUAGAUGCCCUCCGAAGAUCUUGUUUUGGCACACCUUUGAAGGUGAGGCACAAGACCAGGUGACGCUUUUGUUUAGAGACUAGGUUUGAUGCAACAUCGAUUAAAUUGUUUUUAGUAUAACUUUGAUGAUUUUUUAGGUGGGUCAGAAAAGACACCAUAGAAAUAGGUCAUCGACAAUGUCUUGUUUAUCACUGACAACUGUGCCAUCUGCACAGUGCGAUCUACCAAAGGAAACUGGCAAAAAUUUUGUACAGAACAGUUGAUGAAGUGUGUAAGCAAAGUGGUGCUGCUUGGCGUUCCGAGCCUCUUGCGCUUUCCUUGUGCGAUGCUGAGGGCUUUUGCGUGGUGUUUUCUUAAUUUUAUUUGGCACAGAAGACAGUAUUUGUACAGAUGUUUCCCACAGUUCAGUGCAUACACACAUUAAAAGGUUCUGCUUUUGUCAUUUGCCUGCCAAAAAUUUGUGAUCCUUACUGAAGCAGCGCACCCAAACAAAAGACUCAUACUCAAAGUAAGACAGAAGUGCAGGGAGAGUUUUCAGCGGAACCAUCCUUGUGAGCAAUUGUCAAACAUUGUGAUCAGACUGCUUUCAUAAUUAUUUACACCGUGCUUACUCCCCCAGUAAGGGGGCUGGGGACAGCAGAGGGAACUGUGGGUUUGUAUGGCUGGUAGGGCUCUUUUUGAAAAGGGGACGGAUACUAUGAACGACCACCAUUUCUGGAGCAAUGCCAAUUUGCAAUGGACGAUGUUGAUACUAUGCAGUAUCAAUAGUACUAUGGUUAAGCUGAAUACAUAUAUAUAUAUGUAUAUAUAUAUAUAUGUAAGGUGGUCAGAGAAAAUGGUUCUUGGCAUAUUAAGCGCAGAACUUAUAUGAUGGGAUGGGACAGGAACGCAUGCACAGUGGCCAGUAGACACAGAUGGCGCAUCAUUUUUAAUUUCUGUUAAAAUGGCCCCCGCAGAUUUUAUUUCAAUCGGUGCAGAGGGAAUCUCAAGUUUGUGUCGGUGAUGUUGCUGGAACUCUUGGACGACAUGUUGUUAGCUCACUGACACUAUGCGCAUUGUUGCUGAACGCGACAAUGAAUAAACGCCACGAGCGAGGCGCAUUUAAUGGGAACACGUGGGAGACCACCUUACCUUUGUUGUGUGGAAGAAAACAGCCGUAAUUCGGACCGGUGCUUCUGACACCAUUUGUACCUCAUUUGCAAUGCCUGCAUUGACCUGGAAAGACUCUGCUGUAUAGUGGUGCAUGACUGUAUGUGGCAUAUGAAAAGCCCCUUGUACCCAUUUCUUGCCCGAGGAGCAGGAAAGGAGAAGUACGUGUCAUUGGACUUGAUAUAUUUGCGUAAAAAAUUUUGGCCAUCAGAAUGAACGCUGCAUGAGCGAAAUGCCACUAUCCCUUUGAGAACAGGAUGCUUUAGAAUCAGCUGUUUCACAUGGCACAGUCUUGUCUUCUGGGAAGUUUCAUUCGCAGUAGCUUUGAAGUGUGCUGCAAAAGUCUACUUGUGGCCUCGUGUGCAAUCACCUGUGGAUUACUGUCGCAAAAGCACGUCUCCAUGUAUGCAAGAGGCUCCCUCAAUGCCCCAUGCACAAAGCUGUUGUGCACUGUGUGCAAUGUUCACCUGACGCUGCAUGAGCUUUCAGUGUAUUUUGCUCCUUGCAUGUCAAGUUUUGGCGUUGUUGUCACUGGCCUUCUAUACUCCUUACCAAAACGAAAUGCUAUUUAUGAAAGUCACAUCGCCUCAUGUGUGUCCACAUUUGUCAUUUGCUUUCGUUUGCCUUCUUGCUGGAAUUACCGCAAGUGAGAGCUACAGUGUGUUGUAAAUAUGCUACAAGUAUUGGUAAACUUAGUCGGUGUUGUUUACAACAGCAUGUGAGGCUAGUCGAGUUCUGUGACGCACCGUCGACACCCCAAAGUGAUCACGCUUGUGUGACAGAUCCAUGUGUGUGUGUGUGUGUGCACCUGUGCCGCGUAUACUGCCGCAUAUUGCCCUCCGUGAAAGAAACCUGUUGCAAGCUUGUUCUAGUGGUUUACCGGCAAAGUGCUUGGUUUCAACCACAAGCUGGUAUGGUUGAAUGGAAUGCUUGAUGAAAUUUACAUGCGCAUGUCGUACGCAAAGGAAUAGACAUGACUAGGAAUGCCAUACACAAAACUAGGAAUAAAGAGCUUUUUCUGAUGUUGUGAA